This is a messenger RNA of Schistocerca piceifrons (Central American locust), 2589 nucleotides long. RefSeq names its product carboxypeptidase D-like. Gene Ontology annotation, molecular function: zinc ion binding; metallocarboxypeptidase activity. Gene Ontology annotation, cellular component: cell surface. The transcript is spliced from 10 exons. NCBI's taxonomy places the organism in Eukaryota, Metazoa, Arthropoda, Insecta, Orthoptera, Acrididae. Gene Ontology annotation, biological process: proteolysis. The coding region runs from base 151 to 1731 and encodes 526 amino acids. The record is from RefSeq and is a predicted model, not a curated record.
UGGCCCGCGUAGCCUCCGCCCGCUCCGGAUUCGCGCUCUCCGCUGCCGACCCUCGUUCUGGACGUGGUCCGCGCCAAGCCGCCGGCUCGCCGUAUCGCUGAAGCAAAGGCGUCCGUCACUACCGCUCACCGCAAGAAGCAACGUGAAGCCAUGUUCUGGUGCCAAUCGUUGCUCGUGUCAGCCGUGACAUUGCUGCUGGCUGUGGGCAGCUCGAGAGAAGCACCCUCUAUUGCGCCUACACUACCGGAGUUGCCUUUCAAGUACCACAGCAACAAGGAGAUUGCAGAGCUGCUGCAAGUUUUUCGGGAUGCCUUCCCAAACAUGACCGACCUCUAUUCCAUUGGACAGUCCGUUAACAAACAAGAACUGUGGGUUCUUCAAGUGUCAGCUGCAGAAAAAGAUCAGAUAGGAAUUCCUAAUGUCAAGCUGGUAGCCAACAUACAUGGUAAUGAACCAUCUGGACGAGAAAUUAUUUUGCAGCUUAUAAAGCUACUGCUCAGUACAUAUGGAAAUGAUGAUAGAAUUACAUGGCUGUUAGAUAAUACGAGAAUACAUUUCCUGCCUACAAUGAACCCUGAUGGUUUUGAUAAGGCAGAAGAAGGAAAAUGUGGUGAUGGCCGAGGAAGGACCAACAAGAAAGAUGUAGACCUCAACAGAAAUUUCCCAGAUGCAUUCCGAAAAAACACACAUCCAAGACAACCAGAGACUACAGCUAUUAUAAACUGGCUGGAACGUAUACCAUUUGUGUUAUCUGCUUCCCUCCACGCUGGAGCUCUUGUGGCAAAUUAUCCAUAUGACAACACACCUGAAGACACUUGGGAUGCUGCAUUUGCACUUUUGAACCAGUCUACAGAAGGACAGGACAUAACAGCCAUCUGGAAAAACUUAUCUGUUACUGGACGUAUGCAUGAGGAAUCACCAACUCCUGAUGAUGAUGUUUUUAAAUACAUAGCAUACAAGUAUGCUGCCACUCAUCCCACAAUGCAUAAUACCCACUGUGAUAGAUAUAAAGUAUUUGAACAUGGAAUAACUAAUGGGGCAGCAUGGUAUCCUCUUACAGGUGGCAUGCAAGAUUACAAUUAUUUUAAGCAUGACUGUUUUGAAAUUACACUGGAACUGUCAUGCUGCAAAUAUCCAAUAGCAAGUCAAUUGGAGGGAUUGUGGAAUAGCAACAAGGAGCCCCUUCUUCAGUUUAUUGAGCAAGUUCAUCAGGGUAUUCAUGGUGUGGUAAUUGAUGGUGAUACUGGAAUUGCUGUACCUGGAGCAAGAAUCUCAUUAAUUGGACGCAAUGUCACCUUCAACACAACACAAAGAGGAGAAUUCUGGAGAAUACUAUUAGAAGGAAUUUACACAUUAAAGAUAUCAGCACCUGGCUAUCUGGAUUACCAGUUUGAUUUACAAGUACCAGAAGGAAAUUUCACGUGGCAGAACAUAACAUUGCUCUCAAACAAUAGUAUUAACAGACAAAUGGUAAGCAACGCCUCAAGAUCUCUGGAAACUACAACAGAAACAACAGCUUCUAGCACCUAUUCAAGCACUGCAGCUCAAAGAUUACCUGAACCUCAGACAUCAACACAUCCUCUUUCACUAGCUAGGGUGCAAACUGAAGAUAUAACAACUGCAUCAAAUCAGAAUGUUGCAUCACUAACUAUUAUUGUUCCACAAGCACUCAUAUGGUUCACUGCUUGCAUUUCACUCCUGUGCACAUCACAACUGUUACAAAAUCUUUAAAGUAUGUGAGUUCUGUUUUACUUUAAAUAUAAACUGAUUGUUUUGAUCAAAUUGAUCUUGUGUUGAAUUGUUCAUUUGUUUGAAGCUGUAGAUGCAAACUGUGUGGCAGUGUCAGCAUGUACUCCUACAGCUCAUUGGCAUAAACUACUCAAACUGACUUGAGGAAAUUAGUGUUACAAAUGAUUUCCUGUGAGUAUCAUUUUAGUGACACUGAGUAAAAAUAUGCAAAUGACAGUUACUUCUGUUAUUCUGGGAUGUAUUUUAGUGGUCCCCCAAUGAUGAAGUUUUUCCUGCGUACUUUCAAGCAUACUUAAAGACAACAUACAGACUCGUCAUCUGUUCAUAAAACAUAUUUAGUGUCAAAAAUGUAUGUUGUUACAAUGCAAGGAGUUUAAUGUUAUUCUGAAACUGCUCAACUGUCACAUCAGAAAAAGUUCCUACUGAUAUUGCAUUACCAGCAUAUAUUGUUAACUUAUGAAGUAACUGAAUGAAGCUCAAUAGGCAAGCAGUAGUUCAUAAGUUUUGCCACAGUGUAGUGAUAGCUAAAAAAAGAAGUUAUAAAAGAGAAAGGUACAGUAUGAUGAGAUUUUCAAUUUUAGAGGGUACAAAUUCCCUCACUGCAUCUUUUCUGGCUGUGUACCUGCAACAUUUUAAAGACAGGUGAGCUCUGCACUGUGUGUUUUGCAACUGAAACAGAAUGUGUUGGUUAGCUAUUCAAAUAUGUUAUCUGUGAUAUUCUCAAGUAAAACAAGAAUUAUUCAUUAAAGCCAAAGACACACACACACACACACACACACACACACACACACACACACACACACACACACACACACACACACACACACACACACACACAUU